This is a messenger RNA of Ochotona princeps (American pika), 767 nucleotides long. RefSeq names its product hypoxia inducible lipid droplet associated (gene HILPDA). The coding region runs from base 177 to 371 and encodes 64 amino acids. Gene Ontology annotation, cellular component: lipid droplet. Gene Ontology annotation, biological process: positive regulation of cell population proliferation; autocrine signaling; positive regulation of lipid storage. The record is from RefSeq and is a predicted model, not a curated record. The transcript is spliced from 2 exons. Lineage: Eukaryota; Metazoa; Chordata; Mammalia; Lagomorpha; Ochotonidae.
CUGCGCCUUUGUGUCCUUGCUACGCGGGCCGUGUUGCGCGCAGCGGCCUCGCUUGCUGCCUGUUGAACCGCUCUUCUCCCGCCUGCUGCACGGUCUGCUACGACGGUGAGCGUCUUUUCGCAGCUCUUUAGGCCCCCGGCCCUCCCACUGACAGAGGAGGGGCACUACCUGGAGCCAUGAAGCAGAUGGUGAACCUCUACCUCCUGGGCAUGGUGCUCACACUCCUCUCUGUCUUCGUGCGUGUGAUGGAGUCCCUGGAAAGCUUGCUGGAGAGCCCAGCGCCUGGCAACUCCUGGAACCCCAGAGGCCAGCUCACUGGCCCGGAAUCUCCUAGGGGUCUUCCCGACCACCCACCCAGAGGGAUGCGAUAGCAUCCCCCAUGUCCUACCCAGUGUGUUGGCUGGGAACGCUGACCUCAACGUGUCCCGCCAGCUAGCCAGCGAGCUCAGAGCACUCAUGCUACCAACCAACUCAAGUUCCUGGGUCUAGGGGAUGGUGUUCAAGUGGGUGUGCCAGGCCCUGGGGUGUGAUGUGAUUGUACAUGUGACGGUGGCUGUGGGAAGGCAUGAUCCCCCAGUGGUCUGCUCUGUGCUUUGCUGUGCCUGUGCUGGGCUCUGGCAUCUUACAUGGAGACUGAGCUGUUGGUAGGUGCCAAUGCUUCCAGCCAUACUUGCCAGACACCGGCCCGGGGUUCUUCAGACUCAUGGAGUCUUUCUGGGUCCGUUUAUGUAGUGUUCAACAUUAGAUAGCAGUUGAAGAGGAAUGUG